AUAUCAUCCUCUCCUAUAUCCUUCAAUACUGCAGAUAAACGGACGCACUACACACUCACCGAGCAAAAUGAACUACUUGCGUCGACGUCUGUCAGACAGCAGCUUUGUAGCCAACCUGCCCAAUGGCUACAUGAUGGACUUGCAAAGGCCAUCUGGCUCCAGCGGCAGCAGCUCCACUAGCUCCCCGGCGUCUCCUGCCACAGAGAGACGUCAGCCGCAGCCACAGCCGCCUGCUGCACCAGCCCAAGGCCCAUCCCAGCCUGCCUCCUCAGGCACAUUUCUCAGCUCCUUCUCCAGCGUCGUGAAGACAGCUCAGAUCGCCAGUGCUGUCCAGGCCAAAGUUGCCGCUCAUGGGGAUGCCGCCACCGCUGCCGCUUCCACCAUUUCUGCUGCAGCCCUGUUUAAGCCUGCAGUCCGCAAGCCCAAAGUACUGUUAGUCAUCGAUGAUGCACACACUGAUUGGGCGAAGUAUUUUAGAGGGAAGAAGCUGAAUGGAGAAUAUGAGAUUCGUGUUGAACAGGCUGAGUUUUCAGAGAUCAAUCUGGCAUCCAGCGUCGCCACUGGCUGUGUGGUCGAUAUGCAGGUCACGCGAGGUGGUACCAAAGUUGUCAGGUCCUUCAAGCCAGAUUUCAUCCUAAUUCGCCAGCACGCAUACAGCAUGACCCCUGGCGAAGAUUUCAGAAGUCUUGUGAUUGGUCUCCAGUAUGGCUGUGUGCCAAGUAUCAACUCCUUGCAUUCGAUCUACAACUUUUGCAGCAAACCAUGGGUUUUUGCUCAUUUGAUCAAGCUCUACCACGCACUGGGCCCAGAAAAAUUCCCACUGAACGAGCAGAACUUCUUUCCCAACCACACACAAAUGCUUCCUGCUCCAACAUUUCCAGUUGUGGUUAAGAUGGGACAUGCCCAUGCCGGCAUGGGAAAGGUUAAGGUUGAAAAUGCUGGCGACUUCCAGGACAUCACCAGCGUGGUGGCUCUUGCUCAAACAUAUGCAACAACAGAGCCCUUUGUUGACUCCAAGUAUGACAUUCGUAUCCAAAAAAUCGGCAACAACUACAAAGCAUACAUGAGAACCUCCAUCUCAGGAAACUGGAAAGCCAACACAGGCUCUGCUAUGCUGGAGCAGAUUGCUAUGACAGAUAGGUAUCGUCUGUGGGUGGACUCAUGUGCUGAGAUGUUUGGAGGCCUUGAUAUCUGUGCAGUCAAGGCUGUCCAUGGAAAGGAUGGCAAUGAUUACAUUAUAGAGGUAAUGGACAGCUCCAUGCCUCUGAUUGGUGAGCAUGUGGAAGAGGACAAACAACUUAUUGCUGAUCUGGUUCUCAACAAAAUGGCUUUUUCCCUGCUAGGAAUCACUUCUCCACAGGCCCCUAAUGCCAAGACACAGCCUCUUCCACAGACAACCCAGCCCAAAAGAGCUCAAGGAGGUUCUCGCUCAGGCGCCGCCUCCCCAUCUCAGUCGGCACAGGGAUCUCCACAGCGUACGCGCUCUGCUAACACCUCUCCCAGUCAGGCUUUCCAGCCUGGCCCAAUCCCAUCAGCCUCUUCUCAAAAGCAAGCACCCCAGCUUAACAAAUCUCAGUCUCUCACAAACACCUUUACGGAGACACUGAAAGGAAACCCCGUAGAUGACGAGGCCAAAGCUGAGACCAUACGCAGCCUACGCCAGUCCUUUGCCAGCCUGUUCUCAGACUAAUACGAUCUUAAACGCGGCAUGACCAGCACCCUCUGCAGUGUAGGCUCAGCAAAGUGUAAGCUUAAAAAAGAAAUCUGGUUGAUCUUACGAUCAUGGAAAAUGCAUGGAAGGCUAAGGUUUGUGUCACUGUUUGGAUUGUGGCUUAUUUUGUUUAAAUACUUUUUACUUCAGUUUUGUUUUACUUAAGAUCGUU
Molecule: messenger RNA, 1883 nt
Organism: Trichomycterus rosablanca
Lineage: Eukaryota; Metazoa; Chordata; Actinopteri; Siluriformes; Trichomycteridae
Gene: syn3
Product: synapsin III
Exons: 14
Coding region: 68-1690 (540 amino acids)
Biological process (GO): neurotransmitter secretion
Cellular component (GO): synaptic vesicle membrane; synaptic vesicle
Molecular function (GO): ATP binding
Source: RefSeq, a predicted model, not a curated record